CGACCAGACUGGAGAGGCUGGAGCGCCCCCUGAAGCCAUGGAGGACCUAAUCUCAGCCGCACCCCUGCCCAGGACCCAACACAGCAUCACAGAGGUCAGUGGGAACGCCGAACGCUGUCCUCAAGUCAGAGACAGAAUUUAAUUGUAACACAAAGGAUCUUACACACUGAGAGAUUGGGUCUGGUGAGACUGGGCUGUCCUCCUGCUCCCAGCUCAGAGUAUUUACCGGUAUUUCACCAGAGCCAGAGGACAGUUUAUUAUUUUGGUGAUGGUGACGCAUUACGCACUGGCAUUGAUGAUCUGUCUUGUUGUUUCACUGCAGAGAUAGAAAGGUAAGAACUGUGGGAUUAAGAUCAAGGUGUCAGAAACAAUAGUACUACUACAGAGUCCAAGAUACAGCAGACCACAAAAACUGAAAUUUACACCAAUUACUGCCGUCCCCCCCAAAAAAAAACAAUUGGAUCUUUUACCUAAUGCUGGUGCACUAAACAUUCGCAAAUUCCCAUUGGAACUCAGCCAAUUUGAAAGUGAAUGGCUUGUGCAAAAUGUCAUACCUUAAUUUCUCAUUUUACAAGAAUGAUAUACAGUGCAUUCGGAAAAUAUUCAGACCCCUUAACUUUUUCUACAUUUUGUUACGUUACAGCCUUUUUAUAAAAUGUAUUAAAUCGUUUUUUUCCCCUUCAUCAAUCUACACACAAUACCCCAUAAUGACAAAACAAAAACAGGUUGUUAGAAAUGUUUGCAAAAAAUAAACAAAUCAUUUAAAUUGAUAUCACAUUUACAUAAGUAUUCAGGCUCUUUACUCAGUACUUUGCUGAAGCACCUUUGGCAGCGAUUACAGCCUCGAGUCUUCUUGGGUUUGACGCUACCAGCAUGGCACACAUGUAUUUGGGGAGUUUCUCCCAUUCUUCUCUGCAGAUCCUCUCAAGCUCUGUCAGGUUGGAUGGGGAACGUCACUGCACAGCUAUUUUCAGGUCUCUCUAGAAAUGUUUGAUCGGGUUCAAGUCCGGGCUUUGGCUUGGCCACUCUCUAUACUUUGCUCAGUUCAUCUUUGCCUCGAUCCUGACUAGUCUCCCAGUCUCUGCCGCUGAAAAAUAUCCCCACAGCAUGAUGUUGCCACCACCAGGCUUCACCAUAGGGAUGGUGCCUCCAGACAUGACGAUUGGCAUUCAGGCCAAAUAAUUUAAUAUUGGUUUUUAUCAGACCAGAGUAUCUUGUUUCUCAUGGUCUCAGGAGUGGCUUCCAAUCUGAUCUGUGCUUCAACACAAUCCUGUCUUGGAGCUCUACAGACAAUUCCUUUGACCUCAUGGCUUGGUUUUUGCUCUGACAUGCACUGUCAACUGUGGGACCUUAUAUAGACAGGUGUGUGCCUUUCCAAAUCAUGUCCAAUCAAUUGAACUUACCACAGGUGGACUCCAAUCAAGUUGUAGAAACAUCAAAGAUGAUCAAUGGAAACAGGAUGCACCUGAGCUCAAUUUCGAGUCUCUUAGCAAAGGGUCUGAAUACUUAUGUAAACGAUGAGCAAGCUAAACGGAGCAUGUGGAGGAUGCAUACAAGGUAAUGUAGAUGGUGAAGGAAAUGCAUUGCUUUACAAUGACCAUCAGGGUGUACACUUUCCAUUCAUACUAAAUGUUUACACUUUUGGUAACUUGAGCUACACUGCAUACUCUAUGAAUAUGUCCAUAGCCCAUGAUUUAUGGACUUUAUGGGGGGAGAUUCUUAUGCUUUUGCCAGCAGUAAGAUUUGAGUUUGAUUUCAAAACAGACAAGGCCUGUAGUUUUCAAAUGAUAUGUCACUUUCUAUUUUCAGAUAAAAAUACAUGUUUGACCCCCACACUCACCGGGCCCUGUACAGGCCCCAAAACAAUCGCUCAGAGUUUAACAGGUUUAAAAUGAAUCACUAAUAACAUUAAAUAAAUACAAAUCUUCAGAAAUGACUUGGUGAAAGCAACAAUAUAACUAUGGCUUUAAAAUGAUGGUGAAAACUUGAAGAAGUGUUGGGGUUAAGUGGGUUAAAAUCUUCAAAGAAGUCUUUAUUCAUAUUAAACAUCUGAUUUAUAGACUUUUGCAUGUAGUCUAAUGUGGACUACUGAAGGGCACUUCAUUUUAUGUAACAAACCCAUGUGGUCUAUUUUAAAAGGCACUUCAUUUAAUAUAAUGGCCUUUUAAAAUGUAAUAUUUGUGCACAAUUUCUACUUAAAAGGGAUGCCAAAAGCACUCAUUUCAUAGAAUGACCCUUAUCAACAAUAAACAUUUAGUAAAUACACCUACACAUACCCACACACUAACAAACACAUACUGUACAUGUCAAAAUAAUUUAGUCAGGUUUGUCUGAUGAUGACUGUUGACUUAUCAUAGCUGACUUGUUUUUGCCCACAACAUCAUAUUUAUGUCCACCAUGAUGGGUUUAACAACAAUGAAGUCAUAAUGUAACUAUAGUAUAGGAUUCAAACUGAGUGGGGAUGGGUAAAUACUCCAUGAUUUAAGGGCCUUCCAGGUGGCGCAGUGGUCUACCUGUGUCACUAGAGAUUCUGGGUUCGAUUCCAGGCUCUGUCGCAGCCGGCCGCGACCAGGAGACCCAUGGGGCGGCGCACAGUUGGCCCAGCGCCGUCUGUGUUAGAGGAGGAUUUGGCCGGCAGGGAUGUCCUUGUCCCAGCGACUCCUGUGGCGUGCCGGGCGCAGUGCACACUGACACGGUAGACAGUGUGGUGAAGAAGGCGCAACAGCGCUACUUUAACCUCAGGAGUCUGAAGAAAUUUGGCUUGUCACCCAAAACCCUGACACACUUUUACAGAUACACAAUCGAGAGCAUCCUGUUGGGCUGUAUCACAGCCUGGUAUGGCAACUGCACCGCCCUCAACCGCAAGGCUCUCCAGAGUGUGGUGCCAUCUGCACAACGCAUCAUCAGGGGCAAACUACCUGCCCUCCAUGACACCUAUAGCACCCGAUGUCACAGGAUGGCCAAAAAGAUCAUCAAGGACAAUAACCACCCGAGCCACUGCCUGGUCACACCGCUAUCAUCCAGAAGGCGAGGAGGAGGAGGGUCCAGAGUUGCUGUUGGUGAAGGAGGAGAGGUGUGAGGAGGGUCUGGGGAACGCUGAUGGGACCAUGGUCAUGGAGGACAACCAGACUACACCUCCUCCUGAACCCACAGAGGAACCAGUUGAGCAGCACAGGACCACACACAGUCUCACUGAGUCAGUAGACAUGGAGGAAGGGAAGCCUGAUCUGCUGCUGGUCAAAAAGGAGACAAUAGAAGACGGACCAGAGAGUAUUGAUCUGCUGAGUGGACUAAAGAUGGGGGAGCAAGGUGGUUGGCUGGAGGCUAACAGAGGAGACUGGGUGGCAAUCUUGGAUUCCCAGACCCAGAUGGGUGCAGCCAAGGGCCCAGGGGAAGACAUCACUGAGCAGGGCAGGACCAGAGGCAACAUAGUGGAGUCUACAGUCCAUGAGGACCGGCUGAUAUCCGGUGUUGCUGGUGGGAGAGACUGGACCUCUGAAGCAGCUGGUCACAAACCCUGGCCCCUGAUCAGGACCCUGGAUCAGGAGCCGUCGCGCUUCCUUCCCAAGUCGGAACCAGGACUGAACCACGAGGGACAGAGACUCCACCACACAGAAAACAACCAGUGGACAGGUGGACUGAACAACCUCAGUCCUGGUGGUCAUCAGAGAGACAGAGGCUCCAGUCAGGGAUCCAGUCUGCAGCCCAGACCCUUCUCUUCACAGUCUCAGUGCAGGGAUGAAGCAGGGCCUGGGGCUGAUAGAGAUAGACCCUCAUGUUCCUAUGAUACAAACACCACAGUAUCCAUGAUGAACAGAGCAGGUCACCCUGGGCUUCAGCCUUCGUGGAGAGUGGUGGGAGACCCCCCUGGUGGUAGUCUUUCAGGAAGUAUGUCUUCUCCUUCAGAAUCUCAUCUAAUGCGCGGUGAAUGGGUUCAUAGAAGACCCGGACCUGGGUCUAGCUUUCCUCAGUUACCUCAUGGUUACCCCACCAAUACAGACAAGGUCAGGAUGGGCAUUCACCACAAGAGGUACUUAGCCUAUAACACAACACACAAUCCCAACAACACCCAAACAAUGACUAGAGGUCAAGGAGGGAGCUCAAAGACUAACCACCUGAGGGUGGUGACUCCUGCUUCCUCCUCCUCUGACGUCAUUGUGUCACAACAUGGGAAGUCGAGCAUUAGGACGGACUCCGACAAGCCGUAUGCCUGCCCCACGUGUGGGAAGCGCUUCACUGAGGCGACUUAUGUGAAGAGGCACCAGACCGUUCACACCAAGGAGAGGCCCUUCAAGUGCAAACUAUGUUACAAGAGCUUCUCCUUCCUGAGUAACCUUAUCAGACAUCGGAGUAUUCACAACGGGGAGAAAUCAUAGCAGUGGGGCUUUAGACGUACACAGGGGAUAUCUGGGAACCAUUCUUUAGCUGACAUAUUAUAGUUAUCACGUGAAGUGAUCUGGGAUAAGAGUUUUUUUUUGGUGAUGACUAAAUCCCUCAGUUGAGCAUCUGGGUGUGCUCACAUUCUAAGAUGAUAGACUUGUUUGGUGUGCUGGCAUAGCCAAAAUACUGUCAUUGAAGUGUAACUAUAUUCCCCCUGUGAAUUUCUCUUUGUCUAUGUUCUAUUCAUAACAAACAUAAUGUCCUUCUUUAUAACACCUUUAUAACACCCACUCCCCCAAAACAUUUGACAUAAUCAGGUGGUACCUGUUCCUUUAUGUACUAUAAAUAGGUGAUCAAAUCUGUUCAUAAAUAAAAAUUAAUGUUGUCCUUUUGA
This is a messenger RNA of Oncorhynchus masou masou (cherry salmon), 4774 nucleotides long. Its product is annotated as zinc finger and SCAN domain-containing protein 4-like. Gene Ontology annotation, biological process: regulation of transcription by RNA polymerase II. Gene Ontology annotation, molecular function: DNA-binding transcription factor activity, RNA polymerase II-specific. The record is from RefSeq and is a predicted model, not a curated record. The coding region runs from base 2838 to 4376 and encodes 512 amino acids. Gene Ontology annotation, cellular component: nucleus. NCBI's taxonomy places the organism in Eukaryota, Metazoa, Chordata, Actinopteri, Salmoniformes, Salmonidae. The transcript is spliced from 5 exons.